AUGGCGCAAGUAAUAACCAAUGCAGGCCAUGAUGAUAUGAUUCAUGAUGCAGCUUUAGAUUAUUAUGGUCGCAGACUCGCAACAUGUUCAUCGGAUCGCACCGUUAAGAUUUUUGAAAUCGAAGGAGAAACACAUCGCCUUACAGAAACACUGAAAGGUCAUGAAGGGGCCAUCUGGUCCAUCUCCUGGGCCCAUCCAAAAUACGGCAACAUCCUCGCCUCCGCAGGCUACGACGGAAAAGUCCUCAUCUAUCGCGAAACCUCCUCAGUCUGGACAAAAAUUUACGAUUUUGCCCUUCACACCGCUUCCGUUAAUUCUCUCUCCUGGUGUCCUCACGAAUCUGGAUGUCUUCUCGCAUGCGCUUCCUCAGAUGGAAACGUAUCGGUCUUAGAAUUCAAAGAUAAUUCUAUGGAUCACAAGAUUUUCCAUGCACAUGGUAUUGGUGUGAACAGUGUUUCUUGGGCACCAUCUUCGCAGCCAGGUAGCUUGGUGAGCGCCAAUGCGGGUGGAAAGGAGGGGGGAGUUAGGAGAUUUGUCACUGGAGGGAGUGAUAAUCUUUUGAGGAUAUGGGGAUGGGAUCAGGCUAGUUUGAGUUAUAAAGUUGAGGGUGCUCCAUUACAAGGGCACGGGGACUGGGUUAGAGAUGUUGCGUGGAGUCCUACGGUUUUGCAGAAGACAUCCGCCUCCCAAGACAAAACCGUCAGAAUCUGGACCUCAUCCGCAGCCAAUCCAGGCCAAUGGGAAUCCAAAGUCCUACAAUUCGAACGCGAAGUCUGGCGCGUGUCGUGGAGUUUAAGCGGGAAUGUAUUAGCAGUCAGCGGGGGAGAUAAUAAAGUUUCUCUAUGGAAGGAGAACCUAAGGGGCGAGUGGGAAUGCGUCAAGGAAAUCGAGGAAUAG
Sclerotinia sclerotiorum 1980 UF-70 is the source of this 897-nucleotide messenger RNA. RefSeq lists its product as hypothetical. Gene Ontology annotation, cellular component: COPII vesicle coat; nuclear pore outer ring. Gene Ontology annotation, molecular function: protein binding; structural molecule activity. Lineage: Eukaryota; Fungi; Ascomycota; Leotiomycetes; Helotiales; Sclerotiniaceae. Bases 1 to 897 code for a protein of 298 amino acids. The transcript has 4 exons. The record is from RefSeq and is a predicted model, not a curated record. Gene Ontology annotation, biological process: COPII-coated vesicle budding; protein import into nucleus; positive regulation of TOR signaling.